This is a messenger RNA of Trichoderma gamsii, 3570 nucleotides long. RefSeq names its product beta-galactosidase. The transcript has 2 exons. Gene Ontology annotation, biological process: carbohydrate metabolic process. Lineage: Eukaryota; Fungi; Ascomycota; Sordariomycetes; Hypocreales; Hypocreaceae. Bases 1 to 3570 code for a protein of 1189 amino acids. Gene Ontology annotation, molecular function: hydrolase activity, hydrolyzing O-glycosyl compounds. The record is from RefSeq and is a predicted model, not a curated record.
AUGGAUAUCGCGACCAAAAGGGAACCAAAUAGCGAUACUUUAUACUGCAUCGCCUCUUUAUCAAAAGCAUUCAUGGCGGAGUCGAUAGAGCUUCUCAUCAGCGACGGCCACAUCACAUGGGAUACCACUGUCCAAUCCGUGAUUCCCGAGUUCAAGCAGCAUGAAGAUGCUCAACAGUUCUCGAAACCGACCUUGCGCGACAUCUGUUCCCACCGUACCGGUCUGAUCGGCUUGGACGAAAUCACCCAAGGACUGAAUGGGAGAAUCCUCAUCCCUAAAAAGGAUGUGGUCAAAGUCUGUAGCGCAAUGCCUAUCAAGCAUGCGUUCCGGACCAAAUUUCAUUACAACAAUGGCUUGUACGAACUUGCAGGCUGCGUCGUCGAACGUCUCUCGCGCUCUCCUACCUGGGGCCAUUUUCAGAACGAUCGUAUAUUCACUCCGCUACAAAUGACCAGGACCACGGCGUUUAGAUCUGUCCACGAAACCGACAGUAACAUAGCGAAAUCCUAUAUGAUACUAGAAACUGGCGAGCCACAAUAUAUUCCACCGACAGAGUUGUCCGCCGACUCUAUGAAUGGCGGUUCGGGUGGCAUAAGGAGCUCUGUGAAUGAUCUUCUGAAGUGGUGCUCGUAUCAAUUGAACAAGUCGACACAUACCUCGGUUUUUAACAGAGCCAUUAUUGCCGAUUCCCAAUAUCCUCCGGACGGUGACUAUUGCACAGGCUGGUGCUAUCAUCAAACACCAGCCAAGCUUGGACUGAUAUCGCCAAACAGGGCCCUGGAGUCUCCGGUGGUGGGCUUGAAAUCUUCAUCUCUUGUCAUUUACAGUCAUCAAGGCGAUGUCCCAGGAUAUACAUGCAACCUCUUUAUCAUUCCCAGCGCCCAGGCAGCCGUUGUAGUCUUGUCUAAUGGAACCGGGCUAGGGGAUGCUACCGAUUGGAUUGCACAAGACAUUAUUCAAACCAUGUUUAAACUCAAGCCAAAGGUAGACAUGGUCAAAGCUGCUCGGAAGGCUGCAACAAAGUAUCGCGAUUACUACCACGAGAAUUUCGAACAGCCGCUGAAAAGACACCAGCAGAUAGACCUAAAGCCUGUGCCUCUGGACGAAUUCGAUGGUACCUAUGUAAUGAAGAACCUGGACAUCGCCACGCUCCGGAUGACUGCCACGACUGAAAAGUCAGAGAGACUGCAAAUGAUGGUCAAUGGUCAGGCCGACCAGUAUUAUGAUGUACAAUAUCUAUUACAAGUUGGCCCCGUUGAGCUAUUUGCUGGCUUGUUUUAUACGGAGGAUGAGCCCCUGGUUCUUGCAAGUAUGGAAUUGCUCCCGGUAUUUGGCGUUGGCUGGUAUCGCAAGGAGCUUUCGGUAUCCCAGAAUGACGUGGGCAAGACUUUCUACUUGGAUAUUGAUGGCGCACAAUCCUAUGCCAUUGUCUGGCUUAAUGGGCAGAUUGUUGGUGGCUGGCCCUACGGAUAUGCCUCGUUCCGUCUAGAUCUCACGCCGUAUGUAAAGGCUGGGGAGAACCAGCUCGCUAUUCGACUUGACAAUCCGAAUGAAUCAUCGCGGUGGUACCCAGGUGGAGGCAUUUAUAGAAAUGUAUGGCUCACAACCGUCGAAUCUACACACGUGGCGCAAUACGGCACUUUCAUCACAUCUCGGGAUGUGUCAACGCAAUUAGCGACCCUUGACUUGACAUUGGAGGUGCAGAAUACCGGCAAGCAAAGUAGCAAUGUAGAGGCUAUAACCAAGGUUUACCAAAUCAAUGCAAGAACCAGAAGCCUGGGAGAAAAGGUAGCCGAAUUUCCCACGUCCAAAAUACGAGUGAUCUCUGGUGGAAUAGAGUCGGUCAAUGUGACUACUUCUAUAAGUCGGCCGCAGCUUUGGGGACCACCUCCCACGCAGACGCCCAACCUAUAUGUUGCUGUCACGCAACUCAUCACUGACGGACAAGUGAUCGAUACAUACGAGACGCGUUUUGGCAUCCGAACGUUCGAGUAUAGUGGCGACAAGGGGCUUUUGGUCAAUGGAAGGCAUGUGCCUGUGCAAGGAACGGAUCAGCAUCAUGAUCUUGGAGCUUUGGGAGCCGCCUACAAUCAUCGCGCUGCUCAGCGUCAUCUUGAAAUCCUGCAAAGUGUUGGUUCAAACGCAAUUCGCAUGUCUCAUAACCCGCCUGCGCCAGAUCUCCUGGACUUGACUAACGAAAUGGGUUUCAUGAUCUUGGAUGAAAUUUUCGAUUGCUGGGAGCUUGGUAAAGUCACCAACGACUUUCAUCUUAUUUUCCCAGACUGGCAUGAGGCAGAUCUGCGGUCUUUCAUCCGGCGUGAUCGCAACCACCCGUCUAUCUUCAGUUGGAGCUUUGGCAAUGAAGUCGGUGAACAGCAAACAGGCCAGAACGGAACGGACCUGGCUCAGGCACUCAUCGAUAUUGUGCACCAGGAGGACUCGACGCGCCUGGCGACGACAGCCAUGAACUCGGCCAAGCCGAAUCAGCCAUUUGCCGCGAUACCAGACAUCAUAAGCCCAAACUACCAAGGAGAGGGCAUCCGCGAUACUGCCGACUACUCUCAACUGGCAGGCAUUGCAACGCCUCCUUUAUUCCCAGCGUUUCAUGGAAACUUUUCUUCCAAAAUGCUUCAGCACAGUGAGAGCACAUCUGCUUUUAGUUCGCGAGGCGUUUUCAUCUUUCCGGUCCUAGAACAAGGCGACAGUGCUCCCGUGAACGACUCUUCUGGAGGGAACUCGACUAUUUUCCAAGUCAGUGCCUAUGAGCUGUACAGCGCCGAUUUUGGAUCAUCCGCAGACAAGGCAUUCAGAUCCCUGGAUGAGAAUCCGUAUGUCGCAGGAGAGUUUGUUUGGACCGGCUGGGACUACCUGGGCGAGCCCACGCCAUAUAACGUCCGAAGCUCUUACUCGGGCAUGAUAGAUUUAGCAGGAUUUCCGAAAGAGCGCUUCUAUCUGUAUCAGUCACGCUGGAAGCCGGACCUGGCCAUGGCCCAUAUUCUCCCUCACUGGAACUGGCCAGACCGCGUAGGCAAAGUGACUCCUAUUCACGUCUUCUCCUCUGGCGACGAGGCCGAGCUUUUCGUAAAUGGGAAAUCCCAAGGCCGCCAGAAAAAGGAGGAUCUCACGUACCGUUUCCGAUGGGACCAUGUCAUUUACCAACCCGGCGAGGUACAUGUAGUUGCUUACAAGAAUGGCCGACAGUGGGCAACAGAUACGAUACGAACAACAGGAGAGCCGGUAGCGCUGCGCUUACAAGCUGAUCGCUCUGUAUUCAGUGCUGACGGCGUCGACUUGUCAUUCAUCAGCGUCGAAGUCGUUGACAAUAGGGGAGAUGUAGUUCCCCAGGCGGCCAAUAGUAUCCAUUUCAGCGUCAGCGGAGUUGGACAGCUUGUCGCUACUGAUAACGGUGACGCCUCUGACUACACGCCGUUCCCGUCAGCAGAACGACGGGCAUUCAGUGGACGAGCCUUGGCUAUUGUGAAAGGGGUGAAUAACAAAAGGGGCGAGGUGGUUGUCAAGGCCGUUGCCAAGGGGCUGAAGUCUGAUGAAAUGAUAGUCCGUACUAGAUAG